AUGCAUGACGACGAUACAGUGGAAGGAGGCCUUCGCGGAUUGCACUCCAUCGCCAUGUCCACCGAAACAUUGCGCAUAAUUGAAAGAGUUUUACGCGACAGAGAUAUCGAAUUUGAUUAUGAGGCUCUUAAGUUAGCAAUGUCUAAUACAGACAUUAAGAUGGCCAUUCAGGAAUGGGUAGAGGAACACAUUACUCCAGAAACACUUCUCAAUAAGGAGGAAGAAAAUAUGUACAAGUUACUGGUUCAGAGUGGAGAUAUUGAGGCAUUCGAGGAACAUGACCUUUCUUUGAUUCAUAAUCUCCAUGAUCAUGAGCUGCAAGCUGCUAUCAGUGACCUUCAAAAAUCCACCGCAGCUAUUGAAAAAAAGAGUGAAGCUCUGCGAAUGCAACAGAAUGCUCUAUCAGCGUUGAUUAAAAGUGAAAAGCGCACAAAGCAAUCACGGUCUCAAACAGAGAGAGCUCAGAUUCGAAAAUGGGAUGCGGAGAAAAGUUCUAUUGCUGCUGUAAUUUCAGAGCUGACUCAAAAUCUCAUCUGUCAAUCUUCUGACUUGGAACAACAAAGAAAUUCAGCAGAAUCAAACAUCAAACAAGUGGUAGAGGGCAUCUUUCAAAAUGACGAUAAAUUAUUAAUAAGUUUUCAAAAACUAGCCGACAGUCUCGAAACUAAUCAGCCCAAGUAUGAAAACAUAAUGGCAAAUAUUAAAGAGUUGUGCGCCAGGUACAUAAAGUAUACAGUUGAAAGUGUGAGGUUAAGGCUUGAUCGUGUGUAUCUUGAGGCCUUGCACAGUUACUCAGACAGCCAAGGUUCUCAGCUCAAUAGUCAAGAGGAAUCCAAUCUGAUAGAAGAUCUUGAAUCACUGUACACGGAAAUUUUACCGGUUAUUCAGAUGUCCGUUGAGCAAGAGUAUCUCGAACCUGCCUCAAAACUUGGAAAAUCAGUUAACACACGAGGCCAUGCGUUGACCAAUAAAGCUGUAGAAUAUAUCCAAGAGAGCCUCAAAUUCCUGACGACAAGGAUUGAGUCCCUUCUAGAGCGAGCUCGACAGUUCCAAUGCCAUCGAAUGGCUGCUGAGAUUCUACUAAAUACAACGAAAGAAGAGUUGUCGAAUCGAGAGUUAGAGUUAAACCGUAAAGAUCCGAGUCAAUCCGUUGCAGAACCACCCUCCCUAUCCCAUAGCAAGCGUCGCGUCUCAAACUUUGGCGAAGACAUUGGAGCUGAACAACAACUUGCCCGUAACCUGGGUGUCACACUACCGAAUUAUAAUGAUUCGAAUGAAGCUAGCAUAGCUUCAUGGGAAAAAUUGAUAAGUGAAAAAACUGCUAGGCUUGCUAUACACGCCAGUAGCCUGCAGUCUACCACAGAAUCUUGUAUAGCAUCUCACCUUUUGGACUCUCACGUUGCCUUAAACUUGCUUCUUGACUCAUUGCUAGACAAAAGCGCCUACGGAACAAUCAGAAUGGUCGACCCCGAUCUUCAAAAUGCAGAAGAACUUCUUGAGCAAGACAUCAGAAACCUGCAGGAUAAACUGGCGACCUUAGAUCUGCAUGAACUUCAAACGAGAAACGUGCGGCGUGAUCAAAUCGUAGAACGAUGGUCAAGACGGUAA
Messenger RNA from Blumeria graminis f. sp. triticale, 1608 nucleotides. NCBI's taxonomy places the organism in Eukaryota, Fungi, Ascomycota, Leotiomycetes, Helotiales, Erysiphaceae. The record is from the annotation of a GenBank genome assembly.